Diorhabda carinulata is the source of this 7787-nucleotide messenger RNA. RefSeq names its product facilitated trehalose transporter Tret1-like. Gene Ontology annotation, biological process: transmembrane transport. Lineage: Eukaryota; Metazoa; Arthropoda; Insecta; Coleoptera; Chrysomelidae. The record is from RefSeq and is a predicted model, not a curated record. Gene Ontology annotation, molecular function: transmembrane transporter activity. Gene Ontology annotation, cellular component: membrane. Bases 175 to 1581 code for a protein of 468 amino acids. The transcript has 2 exons.
CCAUAUUUGCCAUUUGUUCUAUAAAUAAGUGAAAGUUAAUCGUUUCUCAAAUAUAUAUUUGAUUAAAUAAAAUUAAAAUCAACAAAAAAUGACAUCUAUUUGAAAUUACAUUUUUUUGCAUGGUAUAUAAACCGUCCGUCGAAAAGACUCUUCUUCACUUAUAAAUUAUCAACCAUGACAGACGAGAAGAAAAGUUUUGAAGAAAAUGUGCGGGACAAUAAUGGGAAAGACUGGUUUCAAAUUUUAGUUAUUAUAACAGGCUCUAUUUCGAUGUUAAAUAGUGGUCUAAGUUACUAUUGGACAUCUCCAUUUAUACCAAAAAUAGUGGCAGAGAAAGAAAAAUACAACAUAACAGAAGAACAAGCUUCAUAUUUUGCAGUAUGUAACCUGGUUACUCUGACAAUUGGAUCGCUUUUCUUCACCCCCAUCGUUCAAUGGCUUGGUAGAAAAAAAUCACUUUUACUAUCCUCGAUACCAUAUUUUCUAUGUUGGCUGAUAAAAGCUUUUGCAACCAAUCUCUGGUUACUAUACGGUGCUAGACUUUUGUCGGGACUCGGUGACGCUAUCGUCUCCUCCCACGGUUUCGUUUACGUGGGAGAAGUAGCAAGUCCUAAGAUAAGAAACAUUUGGGGUAACGUUCCGAUGUGUUUUAUGUUUCUAGGUCAAUUGGGCAUAAAUGUUUUGGGUUUGUAUUUCAAUAUCCAAACGACCUCGUAUAUUUGUAUAAGCGUAUUGAUUCUUUUCACCAUUACAUUCCCAUUUAUGCCCGAAACUCCUUAUUUUUAUAUAAACAGAGGUCAAUACGAAGAAGCUAAAAUAACUUUGAGAAAACUCAGACGCAAACAAAACAUCGAUGAAGAAUUUGAACAAAUUAGAAUGUCGAUUACAAAACAGCAAGAGAAAACUAGCAGCUCUUGGAUUGAUUUGAUUACGGUCGUAGCUCAUCGAAGAGCUUUAGUUGCUGCCGUAUUUCUGAGGUUUUCUCAAAUAUUUUCGGGGUUAUUUGUAUUUGGGUCGUAUACUCAAUUCAUUUUUCAAAAAGUUGGUACAAAUAUGAGCCCCGAAUAUUCGACAAUCAUCUACACGGCUGUAAAUUUCGUUUUAUACACUUUCGGAGCAUAUUUCUCUAGUAAAUUAGGGAGGAGAAAGUCUCUUAUUUAUUCUCUUGUUCUAUGUGGAUUCAACGUAUUGGCAGAGUCGAUAUUUUUCUUUGUUGAAUCCAACUUUCCGGAUCUGGAUUUAUCUUCCGUACAAUUAUUUCCCUUGGUUGGUAUGUUGUUGUUUUUGGUAUUUUCAUGCUUUGGUGUUGGGCUAGUACCACCUUUGAUGCUUACGGAAUUAUUUUCCUCCAAUAUAGCCGCUGAAGGAUGCGCUAUUGUGGCAGUAUCUUUCGGAUUAUUGAGUGUAGCUGCUAAUAGUAUUUUCUAUUAUCUCAUUAGUUACACUGGAUUAGCAGGACCUUUCUUAUUGUUCGCAAUUUGUAAUUUUGCAUCCGCUAUUGUAACUUAUUAUAUUAUACCCGAAACUAGGAACAAAACAUUAGCAGAAAUUCAACAAACUUUGAUAAGCGGUAUCAAUUAAAAAAAAAUUAAAUGUUGUAUCUAACCUUAAUCACGGAAUUGUUUGUUUUCGUACAAACAUGAUUACGAUGUUGAAUAUUUGACAUUCGAUAUGAAUGGUUCGACAUAGGGAUACACACAUUUGUUUUUAUCUGUUAUACCCACAAUUAUUAUUCUAAUUACUAUAUAUAGUACAGUCAUCUGGUAGUUUUACCUGGGAAAAAUUCCGAGAGUUUUGAAAAUGAGUAAUUUCAUAGAUUUUGAUAUGCUCUUUCAGAAUUUUCAGUUCACUACUUCGAAGCUUUGCUACUCGUACUUUUAACUAUUUUUAAAAACAGUUUUCUACUGAUAUCUCCUUUUUGAUGCAUUUCACGAUAAAAAUAUCUAUCUACAUAAUUAAACUAGAAAAAAUUUCCUCCAUAAAAUGGAUAAUUUUCGCGUAAAAUCGUCUGUUAUAGGCGUUUUCCGAAAUAAUUCUUCUCUACGUUGAGGAAGAGUCAACGGUACAUUGAACAACGAUUAAAUAACGAUUCAGACGUCACAAAUUCAUUGUUAGUUUCUUCUUCGUUUCAAAUUUCAUCAUUUUGUACAUUGAAAACUGUUUGUCUUUCGCAAUCAAUUUUCGCAAUCAACAUCCAAGUAAUCCGAAUUAUAAUAAUUUUAUAUCGGUUUUUUUGCAGUAACAGACUUUUUUUACAUUUAAAAUACAGUUUAGUAGUAAGGAGGUGACAUUAUUUUACUUUUUUAUACAUACUACGUGAACUACUAAGCACACUAGUCCUUCAAAAAUAUCACUUUCCGUUUUACAAUUUACUUACGAAAAGUUUGUAAUCCUUGACUUUAAAAACGCUAAUGACACUUUAAAACGUUCAGUGAUGACUAUUACCGAAUAUUCUAAAGAGUUCUUUACGCAAAUAUUUUGUGGAAAAAAACAGAGGAGCCCAAUUAAUUAACUUAUACCUACCAUAUCAUUCUAUGAAAAAAUUUGUUACUGCGAAUGAAUGGGAUACUGUACUUACCAUAUUUCGAGGUAGUUCAUCAAAAGAUUGCUUUUGGACGCCAUUUUUUCAAUAUGGUGGUAAAGAUACGACAUGGCAAAUUGGAAAUGCAUGAAAAGAAAAUCAAAAUUCACCCAUUUUCAAUACUACCGGAAAUUUUGUUUGUAACCCCUUUUUUGACCAAAUGACUAAUAUGUACAUAGAAAAUUAUAAAAAAUUAUCAAUUUAAAUUAUUAACAUACAUAUACAACCCCCAUUCUUCUAAUUAAUCCACCAACUACACCAACACUCACAUUUACACUGUCUGACGCGCGUUUCGAUAACCGAGUUAUCGUCUUCAGAGACUGAAGGUAAACUAAAAUCUAAUGACUUGACUUAUCUGUUUUAUGCUGAAUUUUCUCACCAAUAUAUUUUCUCCCACGAAAAUUAAUUUCAUUUGUGAGAAAAUUUUGCUUAAAAUAGGUAAGUCAAGUCAUUAGAUUUUAGUUUACCUUCAGUCUCUGAAGACGAUAACUUGGUUUUCGAAACGCGCGUCAGACAUUCAAUGGGACGAUGAAGAUAAUUCAUUUAGGAACUAGGAUGUUCUACAGACAUCUGUUAUAAAAUAUAUAAAAAUUAACGAUAAGAAUCAAAUCAUCAGUUUACAAAAUGUCAGUUUAUAAUUUGAAUUAUCAAUAUUUCCUAAUUUUCUAUGUAUAUCUAUAGUAAUUGAAUAAUAAUUGAACUAAAUUUGAGAUAUUUCAUGGAGUAUAACAGAAUUAUUCAAGAAAAUUCUUCCAUCUUGAGCCAAACAUGAACAUUUUAAUGAUAGCAAGAAUUGAGGAAAUUCAGACAUUCGAAGAUUGUCUUCAUAGGCGGUGUGUCUAUCAAAUAACGAAAUUGAGCUAUAAAAUUAUUUCAUUUCGAAUCCAUAUUCCAAUUAACUCCAUUGUUUGAAAUUGGAAACCUACUGUAAGAUCCGUCAGGAUUUAUUUCCCUUUCUCUUUCGUAGCUUUAACCAACUUCUUUCAAUAUAAAUUCCAUUUUAAAUAAACGUCAUGUAUCUAGAUCGGGCGAAUAAAGUGGAUGGGAUACUGUUAUUUUACGUUUCCAAAAAGUUUGUGUCAUUUUAAAUGACAUUAGUCUUAGUAAAAAUCUCCUUCAUAGCUUCUUGUUGUACAAACGAUUUGAUAUGCUAAAAUAAUCAUGUAGAAAAAUUCGUACAAAUUUUAAAACAAUUCCUACAGUUUUUACAAUACUUAAUUGACGAUUUGUUCGAUUUUCGCAAUCUGCAAUAACGUGAUUCGUCUAGAACUUCUUCUCGACCAUCUUGAAUACUCUUAGAUAUAAAACUUAUCGCCAUAAACUAUAUUAUCAGCUUUACAUAGAAACUACGGCUAUACUGAUUUAUCUCUAGUAGAACACUACAUUUACAUUUCUUUUAUAGCUCCGUCAAUCUCGUUAUUCAAUAAUCAUACCCCAUGAAUUACACGCCGAAUGUUUCUUCUUUUAUGAAAGCUUCGUUGAAGUAAAUUUGAUCGAAUGGUCUUCUAAGUCUAGGUGAAAGCUGUGUGAGUGUUUGUAUGUUGAUGAUAGUUCAAGGCUUUGUAGCAGGUUCUAAGUAUGCUCGAUGCGAGUGAGGUCGAGCAAUGCCAAAUAUUCAAAGCUACUAUGCUUGCACGAUGCUGUCAAGCAGCACGGAACAAAAGUUAUUAUUCAUAAAAAGUCGUUUAUUGGAUCUUUCCAUAGGCUAUCAAUUAUAGUAUUUGUUGAUGUCGCUUUCAUAUAUUUAGCUUGUAUAUGAAACUAAUAUUCCAAUGUGAUAUGUCUAGUAUAUAAUAUAGUAUAAGAUAGUAUGAAGGUCGAGGUUAUUAUUAGUUUGUUGGAAUUCUAUUACUUUUUUCGUGGUGUAGUCAGAAAAAAGUUUAACAGGGUUUUGAUAACGUGAAAUAGUUGUAUUAAUAAUACUCAAUUAGGGAAAAGUUGAUUUCCAAAUAGGAAAUAGUAAAAAACUAUCAAGAAUUUUCCAAAAAAAAAGAUUGUCUCAAUGGAAGGGAGUUUUAUUAUUGAAAAUCCACCAAAAAACUUUUUAAAUGAUUAAACAAAUAUGUAUAUUUCUAAAGAAAAACAAUUAAAAAUCUGUAAACAUGUUUUUGUUCUCAAUUUUUCUAAAAAAAUCAAGUUUGGUAAUAGAAAUUCAAUAAAAUGAGAAAUACCAGCUUGUUAAAUUGAGAAAAAUGUAACGAAAAUUCAAUUUUCAUAAAGUAAUUGCUGUUUUCAACAUUUUUUUAAUUUUAAAACUCGUUAUAAAUAACCUAUUCUUUAUCAUCAUUAUCAUUUUAGUAGUUUUUUUUUUUCUAUUAAAUUAUGUAAUAUAAAUUAUUAUAAAUAUUAUUGUUUUAAAAAAAUCAUCACACAAUAGUGUGUAAUAGUCUUUAUUCUUUCCCUGCUUUAAUCUAGGAGUGUCUACAAUUUCCUUACCCUAUGGUUUUAUCAAACUAUCUUCGCUGUGCUCUGCAAUAUAAUGGGAAGACAGUCUCGCACAAUUGGAAAUAAUCGAUUAAUACUGAUAAUGAGAUAUUUUCUGGCCACUGGUAUACGAAAAAGCGCCUCAUUUGUAUCAUGAAAGUCGUUUAGUAUCCAGUAACUCCUUGCUACACAAUGGUUGAACUACAACUGUCGAGAACUUGGUUCAAUCAGUAUCCAAUUAUACAUAAAUUAUUCUACUGUAGCAUUUUACAAAGUGUAUAUUUCGAGGCCUGAAAAAUGACAUCAUAAAAGAUAAUAUAAUUCUUCAGUUUCCAUUGCUGGGUCUAUAAUUCAAUGGUAUUCGGUUCUAGAAUCAUUUGUAUAUAGUCCUUCUAUUUAUUCAUAAAUUAGUAAGGGUAAAAAACUUCUUCAAGACAAACGAAUACGACCUAUAUAAAAUCUGAUCAUAUUUUUGUCUAUUUAUGUAGUUUAUCUCCGUAUUAGUGAAGUUUUAGAUCUUUUUAUUGUCAAGAUAUGAAGAAUUUAGCUAAUUUGCUAUUCGAAAAGUAGUUAGUGUCAAAUUGACUGCUAUUAUUUGUGUUAUAUUCAAAUUUCCUUCAAUUUACUUGCUGAUCUACAUGCGUAAUCGAUUUGGAACAGAAUUGAGGUUAGGUCUACUGAAUCUACUUACUCAUUUCGUAAAGGGGUUUUCACACUAUAAAAUCGAAUCAUGGAGUUUAUUGUCGGUAUUGGGACUAUUCAGUCUUAAUAAUCUUUUCGUGGUGUUUCCGAUCUUCUUAAUUAAUAUUCUAAUAUAAUUUGGAUUGUUAUAUUUUUUUAUUUCUUGACAAGAGUAAUAAUGAUUAUUAUUAACAAUACAGGGUGUCCCACGACGAGUUAAAAUUAUCUGUAUAUGGCAAAAUACUUAAUAGUAAAAUCAUGACAAUUUCUAUGUUUGGUUUUUCGGAUACGAUCUUUUUAACUAAAAUAUUUAACUGUAUUUUUGUUAUUUUAAAUAAAACAUCCUGUAUAUUAAUACAGUUUUGAAAUCUACGUGAAAUUAUAGUAUACUUUUGUCUAAAAACUUGUUUUGAAAAAUGCAUACUUUUUAAGUAAUUAAUUGUUUUGUAAAAAAUUUUACUGUUGAAGACCCUUACAAACAAUUUUUUUUCGACGAUACCCUUAAAGAUAUGAAAAUGGUUUCUAUUCGGUUACUUUUAGCAAGGUUAGACAUAUUUGAAUCUAUGUUAGAAAAUUUUUCAUUUCAUACAGGGUGUGUAUAAAAAAUGUUCAAAGUUUAACUGCAUAAAUAUCAAAUUUCUCAUAUCUAUAAUUUCUUAGUAAGUUUUAAUUUUUUAUGUAUACUUUUAGUAGGCUUUGUAAUAAAUAACACUUAUUUAACUGGCACUAAUCAAUUGUUGAUACAUUCGAAAAUCGUUAAAAUGGCUCGUUCUCGAUUUAAAAACGAAGAUUAUGUAAAUUUGUUUUCAAUACAUGGUGAAUGUGAGAAAGUUGUUACAAAAACAUGUCCUUUAUUUGCUGCAAAUAUCCAAAUAGAUCUCGACCAAAAUCAUUUAAUAUCUGGAUAACAAUAAGAUUUAGGUAUAAGAAAGUAUAUAUGAAGUUGCCUCAUUUUUCACCCCUGAAUGCAUUAAAAUAGAAAAAAUCGGGUGGUUCUAUUAUAAAAAAUGAAGAAAUUUGAUAUUCAUGAAGUUAAACUUUCAACACUUUUUAUACACACCCUAUAUAAAAUGAAAAAUUUUUCAACAUAGAUUCAAAUACGUUUAAUCUGCUCAAAGUAAACAAACAGAAACCAUUUUCAUAUAUUUAAAGGUAUCUUCGUAAAAAAAUAAUUUAUAAGUGUCUGAAACGUUAAAAUUUUUUACAAAAAAAUUAAUAACUCGGAAAGUAUCCAUUUUUCGAAAAAAAGUUUUCAGACAAAAGUAUACUAAAAUUUCAUGUAGAUUUCAAAAAUAUGUUAAUAUAUAGGAUAGAACCGGAAGUCGGCCAUCUUUGAAAAUAUAUUAGUUAAAAAGAUCGUAUCCGAAAACCGAAACGUAGAAAUUUUCCUUUGAGUAUUUUGCCACAUACUGAUAGCUUCAACUCGUCGUGGGACAUCCUGUAUAUUUACUAAAAAAUAGAAAUCAAUCACCAAGUAUUAUGAAAUAAUUGUACAAAACACUGGGUAUUAUCUCCAAUAUUUUUGAUUCAAAAAUGCAAAAAUUAUUGAAAAAAGUGAUGAAGUGAUUUUUUUUAACUUUUCUAGUUUUUUAUAUUAUUUUUAAAUUUCAUCUAUUUUUUCAAAUUUAUAUCUGAAGUUCGGAGGUAAUGUGAAAAAAGCAUCCUCUCACUUUAUUUUUAAACUGAAUUUUUCCCUAAAUGAGUGCUUCUAGUACUACUAUAUUUCGUUAUCAAAGCUCGGUGGAAAAUGUCUUCUGAUAUGAAAUAUAAAAUUUAUUUCUACUAAGAUAAUUAUUUCCUGUUAUAAUAGGAUAAUAUUGGAUUGUCUAUCAUUUUCUUUAAACUGUCAUGGUUGAUACGAAUAAGUUGUAGCGCCUAAUAAACAUUUUUCAAUUACAUUUUGUCACAUUAAACAAAGUGAUUCUACAAAAUCUGCCGCAACAGCCACUUUGUUAGAAUGCACGUCAAUAACACGAAACAUUUAAGAUGAUAAGUUGAACAAUAUGGCGAAAAAGCAGAAAAUGAAUUAUAUGAAUGUGAAAAUUAUGUAAUAUGAAUUUUAUGGAACAAUAAUACAUUUUGUAAUAAAUUUUAAAUCAAC